AUGAGGAAGGUACUUGUCCAGAUCUUACUGAGGAACAACGUGAUGAGAAGAAAAAAAAAGAGACUGGAGGAACUUCGACAAGAAGCCCUGUUUGCUUAUGGGAUCAACGAGCAAAUUGCGAGAACCAAGGACCCCAUUUAUGACCAGAGAACCGAGAAGAGUGAUGGAUAUCUUUAUGAUGAGCGUGUAAGGACUAGAGUUCCUAAGCGCGAGUAUCAAAAAAGAACUGAAUAUCCAAGACACUCGGACUCUCGCUCUCUCUCUCGACCUCUCGAACGUUCUCUCUCCCGAUCUCGGGAACCGUACACCUCACGAAACAGAGAUCUCCGACAGGAACUCCGUGAAAAACGUGAAUCGAGAGGCCAUGAAGUCUGGAACCGCCUUGAACGGAAGGAAAGAUCCACAAAUGAUCGACACCACCCUUACCAGAGAAAGACAGACUCUUACAGAGGCUCACGUGAUACACGUCAUGAUUCCGAGCAAGUCUGGCGUCCUAAAAAUGGCCAUGGCCAAGGAGCUGAACCAAACCAGAAGGACAUCUUGGAGACACCAACUUCAAAGCCAGCAGAUCAGAAUAAUAGAUCACGGAAUACUAGAGCUGACUCCCAACGUACUGUGUCUGAAGUACCUCCACCUGCAGGAGGGCGCCGUGCCCACGGGCAUCUGAUCAGGUAUCAAAACGAAUCCGAAAGUGAGCGCAUCCGAAGGAUCAAAGGGAAAGCAAAGGUAGUGGAGCUCUCCAAAGCUGAAAAAUACCAACAAUUUUUGAAAAAAACACUACCAAUGGGGAAUCUAGCUAUACGUGAACCUCUUCCCUCCCCGGGACAAGGCACCCAACAACAUGGGAACCUCCCCAAGUCGCUGGAAAAGGCCUUGGAUGAAGAGCUCUCCUUCACUCCUCUGGACGAUGAGAUUCUCUAUGACGUGGAAGAAGGCGAGGCUCUUACCGCAGACCAGAUAGAUUAUAUGAUCAAUGAACUAGCCGACGACCCUAUUGACGAUGAGAUGAUGGCUAACGACGAUCUCUUAGGCGAGGAGCUGGCCUCGGACGCAGAAAAAAUUGACGCCAUCUCACAACUAUCACCAAUGGAGGUGCAUGACUAA
Molecule: messenger RNA, 1104 nt
Organism: Microthlaspi erraticum
Lineage: Eukaryota; Viridiplantae; Streptophyta; Magnoliopsida; Brassicales; Brassicaceae
Source: the annotation of a GenBank genome assembly